GUUACGCACUCUCAAAUUUUCGGGGAUUAGGCCCUAAAAGAUCGGCACUAUAAGAACAUACUUUAUCACAUCAUUCAGUGGCAAAGCGAAAUGCUACAGAACUAAAUGUCCUCUCUUUUUCACAAUUUGGAGUGACUUUUAUCAUUGUACUCGUUAUUCAAAAAGGGUUUGUCACCAAGAAAGUUUGCUUUCCCCUCCACAUGGCAUCCGUCGAAGAAUACCCAGCGGUUUCCACCUCUCGCGUCAGUAUAGGCCUUUUCACUCUGCCUUUGGAUGCGCUGGAUAUGAUUUUUCAUCAGGUUAAUCAGUCCUCUAAUUGCGUUCUUCUGCUUGUCUCCCUUUUGGAUGGUUCUUCUCAGAACCUCUUGUUAAGACUAUGAUGUUACGACUGCAGCUUCACCCUCGUGAUCUUGUUCAACUUGUAAGAGUUUCUCGAAAUGUGAAUGAGAUCGCCAUACCGUUCCUGUAUCGGACCGUUCAUUUCCAUCUUCCCGGCCAUAUAAGUGCAACAGACGCCCUGCUCUCGAAGCUAGAAGUAUUCUCUGACCAGGAUUUCCCUCUUCUCAGGCAUACCACAAGAGUGUUGAUAUCAGGAACAUGGUAUCAGGCAUAUGAUGAAAUCGAGUCAAGGCUGGGUUUAGAAAAUGUUGUGUCUCCAGCUGUCCGAAUGCUGAACACCCUCAUCACUAUUUGUGUGUCUAAAAUGCCUAAGUUGCGAGCUUUCAUGUGAGCCCUGCUUCUUAUCCUAGCUCAGAAGCGACGCGGUUUUGUGCCCACCAUGUGCCCACGAGGUCGAAAUUCUGACUUUUUUGGAAUUGAAGCUGGGACUCACAGAUUGCGCCAACACAGAAAUUGAUCUCAAUGGUUGCGCUAUCUGACAGAAUGGAGUAUCUACAGUUACGAGUGGCGACAGACGGCAGUCCAACACCAUAUUUUCAUCCAACAUUGAAAUUCGGGGGCUAUUCGAAACUACGCUUCUUGAACAUUAUUGACGUCAAAAUCACAUCAGCUCUUCAAUCUGUUGGCAAUGCACUAUUUUCUACAGAGCAACUGAGUGAACUUGCCAUCUGGGCGGAUGAAGAUGUAAUAUUGUCCCUUGGUGUCAUUUUUUCUGGCUGGCCUGGGCCAAAGAUUCUUAACCUAAAAGCCCUUGAUCUGAGAAGAUUUUCCAAUGUGGGAUGUUCAGCUCCAUCUAUCUGGCAACAUAUUUCUGCUGCGUGUUUAAGUGAAUUGACACUAGAAAUCGGUUCAUUCCUACCGCCAGACGAUUACAUCGGCUUUUGGGAAGGGGCAGUUGCGGCGGGCAUGCGGCCGACAACUCUGCGUACAAACCUGAUAUCUGAAGGCUUAACUGACUUUAUCUGCUCAUGUAAUGGUCUGGAGGUGUUCCAGCUUACAACUUGUUUAUUACCACGACAUCUUCCCCCCAUUUCAAUCUUCCUGGAAACCAUAAUCAGCGAGCACUCUAAGUCCUUGAGGGUUCUUGCAAUACAUGCCCAAGGGCCAGACGAAAGCGAAUACCUUCUUGAUCGAAAACUUUUGGACUCAUUGUCCUCACGCUGCACAAAAUUGGAGGAACUCGGGUUUAAAAUCCUCGAGCAGAGCCAGGCCGAUGUCCAUUUAGUAUUUCAGCUUCCCCUAUUGCGCGCACUUCAUAUUGACUUUGCUGGUGAUUUGAGUUUUGACAUGCAAAAGCUGAACCAUCUUAAGCUUCGAAAACUGAUAGCUGAAUGUCUUUCAAACAUGGCUCAACACCAUUUGAAAUAUAUAGCUUUUGGCGAAGGACUGGUGUACGCGAUACUGACUAACCCUCUACGGUGGCACGUUAGAUCGAAUUUGGUUGGGUACAUCCGUGAUACAGUCAUAUUUCGAGAGAAAAUGUUUGACUGGGCAAGUACGAUCAGGUAGAAACUUUAUCCGGAGCGGUUGGUGGAAUACAUUUGGUCAUCUUUAUCACAAAAAGCACAAACCGAAAGAGAGCACAGCUUUUUAUUUUAUUUUCAUCUGAUUUUCGACUUCUCUUUUAGGUAGGGAUGACACAGAGCAAUAGGAUAUUGCUUAUCAAAAAGUUAGUUUUAUGUUACAGUCUUCUUUGUAAAUUAAUAGUCAAUAGAGAUAAUGUUAUUCGGAGUAGCUCCCACAGGUAUUCAGCAACAAUUUCUUUUUUGCUAUCCGUUCCUCUGGCCCAGUUCUGUGGGAAACAAGAUGAAAUAAAAGUGAUUCGAGCUAGGCUAUUGGAGAAAACCUUUCGUCAGGAGUCAUAGUCGUAAAAGGCCGCCUUUCUCUGUUUCCGGAAUAUUGAGAUCUAUAUACGCAUAUAUACCCCGCUUGCGGUGCUUGG
This is a messenger RNA of Blastomyces gilchristii SLH14081, 2341 nucleotides long. RefSeq lists its product as uncharacterized. NCBI's taxonomy places the organism in Eukaryota, Fungi, Ascomycota, Eurotiomycetes, Onygenales, Ajellomycetaceae. The coding region runs from base 862 to 1908 and encodes 348 amino acids. The record is from RefSeq and is a predicted model, not a curated record. The transcript has 2 exons.